AUGGCCUCCAAGGUCUUGCAGAAUAACACCCACAGCAACUGGAUGAAGGAUCCAGGAUUGCGGAGACUAAAUCUGGGGAUUGGGUUUAUGCUGUCUGCCUCGGCUACAGCCGGAUACUGUGCUAGCAUGAUCAAUGGUCUGCUGGUGCUUCCCGAAUUCUCGAAUUUCUUGGAUGAUCUCGACACCAAUGCGAAAGGUCUUAUCAUCGCAGCUGUCUCACUGGGUUCUUUUAGCGCAUUCAUCCCCGGAUCUUACAUCGCCGAUAAUCUGGGUCGGAAGAUCUGCGUUCUCAUCGGCGCCACGUUAGUGAUCAUCGCCUCGAUCAUCCAAAUCGCCACGACGAACCAUUGGGUUUUCUUCGGUGCGCGCAUUCUUGCUGGAAUGGGAGUCGGAGUCUCGCAAACUGCUGCGCCAUUGCUCAUUACUGAAUCGACACAUCCCCGCCAGCGACAGGCCUUCACAGGUCUUUACAAUGCGCUUUGGUUCAUCGGAUCGAUUACAUCGGCUAUGAUCGGCUUUGCAGGACUCGCACUUGUGGGGAACUGGUCAUGGAAGCUCCCCUGUCUAACGCAAGUGUUUUAUCCGAUCCUCCAAUUGAUUGGGCUCUGCUUUGUUCCUGAGAGUCCGAGAUGGUUGGUCUCCCGGGGCCGGAAAGAGGAGGGAAUGGCUAUUCUGGCGAAAUAUCACUCAAAUGGAGAUGAGAACGAUGAGCUCGUCCAGGAUGAAUUCUACCAGAUUUGCAAGAGCAUCGAUGCGGAAUCCGAUCCCAGCUGCCGACGCUGGAGCUCGUUCUUUGCGAAUCGCGCCAACAUGCAUCGUGUUUCGAUUUGCGUGAUUCUCGGCUUCAUGCAAGAGUGGUCUGGAAAUGGCGUGGUCUCUUACUAUCUAGCACCGAUCCUGGAAUCAGUCGGUAUAUACAACGCAUCUCACCAGGCCGCUAUCAAUAUCAGCUUGCAGUUCUGGAACCUGGCAUUCGCAGUCGGCGGAGCAAUGGCCGCAGACCGGUACGGCCGACGCAAACUCUGGCUAAUCGCGACGGGCUUGAUGAUGGUCUAUCUAUCCGCCGCGACGGCCAUGUCAGGCCUCUUCCAAGAGCUUCAUGUGCUGCAAGCUGGCAUUGCGGUGGUUCCUAUGCUUUUCCUCUUCUGCAGCGCUUACGAUAUGGCCUAUAUGCCAUUGUUUAUUGCAUACCCAGCUGAAAUCCUUCCCUUCCAACUCCGCGCCAAGGGUCUUGCCAUCACACUGACAACCGAUUCGAUGGCUUGCUUUUUCAACCAGUACAUCAACCCGGUGGCAUUUGCGGCGAUCCAAUGGAGAUACUUCAUUGUCUACCUGGGUUGUCUUGUGAUUUUCAUGGUAACGAUCUGGUUCCUCUUCCCGGAGACUAAAGGGCUGUCUCUGGAGGAGGUUGCUCUUAUCUUCGAAAAGAAGAAGGAGUACCAAGUGGAGACGCCUUCCUCGGAAGUUUCGCAGGAGAUUAUCGCUUUCCCAGAAAAGGGGAGCUCAUCACCGCGACUGUAA
This is a messenger RNA of Penicillium paradoxum, 1521 nucleotides long. RefSeq lists its product as uncharacterized. The record is from RefSeq and is a predicted model, not a curated record. Lineage: Eukaryota; Fungi; Ascomycota; Eurotiomycetes; Eurotiales; Aspergillaceae. The coding region runs from base 1 to 1521 and encodes 506 amino acids. Gene Ontology annotation, biological process: transmembrane transport; carbohydrate transport. The transcript has 3 exons. Gene Ontology annotation, cellular component: membrane. Gene Ontology annotation, molecular function: carbohydrate:proton symporter activity.